UAUGUCGGGCGUCUUCUGGGGAGGCGGCAGGGCGGACGAGGUGGCCGACUUCGAUGAGUACGAUCCCACCCCAUACGGCGGCGGCUACGACAUCUCCCUCACCUUCGGCCGCGCUCUCCCGCCCUCCGAUGAGACCUGCUAUCCCAUCUCCACCUCCUCUUCGUCCUCAUCAUACGACUGCCCCCAGUACCAGCAGCAUGGCGGACGGAGGCCGCAUACCGAAGAGUCCCACGGGUCGGCUGCUGGGUACGGUGGUGGCGGCGGCGGCGGGUACGUGAGGAGGCCUCAAACCCAUGAGGAGGAGACCCACGGCUCCGCGGCUGCUGGGUACGGCUACGGGAGAAAAGGACACGACGACGACGACGACGACGACGAGAAGGCGUACCGGAAGCCGAAGCCGGUGUACGGGGACGACCGGCCCAAGUACCACGCCGGGGGCGGCGGCGGAGACGAGAGGCCCAGCUACGGCCGCAAGAAGCAAGGUGACGACGACAACUCCGAUGACGACGACGAGAGGAGGAAGCCGCGUUACAAGAAGUACGACGACGAUGACUCCGACGACGACGAUAAGAAGAAGCCUUACCAGAAGAACAACCGUCGCUGCCACGAUUACGAUGAUUAA
Molecule: messenger RNA, 622 nt
Organism: Phragmites australis (common reed)
Lineage: Eukaryota; Viridiplantae; Streptophyta; Magnoliopsida; Poales; Poaceae
Exons: 3
Coding region: 2-622 (206 amino acids)
Molecular function (GO): phosphatidic acid binding
Source: RefSeq, a predicted model, not a curated record